UUGGGGAGGUUGGCGUGUUUUACGCUUGCGUCUCCAGACUCGUGAAUACAAACGCCCGUAGAUGACGUACAGAGACAGAAAGGCGAGCGGAGUGGGACGUUUGUCCUCAGCCCUACGACGACGACAGCAGCGAGCGACGCUGUGCUAAUGACUGGAGGACACGUUUGUACUCCAUCUCCCAGAGGCAUGAGCGCGCGUCGCCCGUCGCUGAGCUCAAGAUGAGAGAGUGGUGGGUCCACGUGGGUCUGAUCUGCGUGCCGCUGGUGGCCGUCUACCUGCACAUCCCGCCCCCGCAGCUCUCCGGGGCCCUGCAGAAGUGGUACGACGCCGGACAGGUGUUUCACUUCAGAGGCAGCAGGGUCUUCUACAGAGACUCUCUCGGGGCCUUGGGCAGCUCCGACGUCGUCAUCCUGCUCCACGGUUUUCCGACCUCCAGCUACGACUGGAACAAGAUAUGGGAGCCUCUCACGCAGCACUUCCAUCGGGUCAUUGCGCUGGACUUCCUGGGGUUCGGUUUCAGUGACAAGCCACGACCCCACAGGUACUCCAUCUUCGAGCAGGCGAACCUGGUGGAAGCCCUGGCGGCCCACUUGGGCCUCGUCAACCAACGGGUCAAUGUGAUUUCUCAUGAUUACGGAGACACUGUGGCGCUGGAGCUGCUCUACAGAAGCGAUCGGAACCGUACGGGUCACCUGACUUUCAACAGCCUGUGUCUUUCUAACGGAGGGAUCUUUCCAGAAACACACUACCCACGGCUGCUGCAGACACUGCUGAAAGACUCUAGUUUUCUGGCCCCGGUUCUGACCCGUCUGGUCAACUACCUGCUCUUCCAAAAGGGGAUCGGAGAAGUGUUCGGUCCGUACACGCAGCCCACGGACACGGAGUUCUGGGACAUGUGGACCGGUUUACGCUACAACGAUGGGAACCUAGUCCUGGACAGCAUUCUGCAGUACAUCAACCAAAGGUUCAAACACAGAGAGCGCUGGGUGGGGGCUCUCAUGUCCACCUUUGUCCCAUUGCACAUGAUCUACGGACCCCUGGACCCAGUCAACCCUCAUCCCCAGUUCAUCAGUGUUUACCAGCAGCUGGUCCAGAGGUCCACCGUCACCGUUCUGGACGAACACAUCAGUCACUACCCUCAGCUGGAGGAUCCCACCGGCUUCCUCAAUGCUUACUUUAAUUUUAUUCACUCUUUUUAAAAGGGGUGGGGGCUCCGACAGCCAUAUCGAACAAAGUCACAGUACACUAAUGCACGUUCUCCUGAACUGUACCAAAGUGAUGGCUGGUCACGUAUAGUCAGCAAAUGUGAGUGUGAAAGAACUGUCCUUCGAUCAGGUGAGUGGCUAAUGAUACUGUAAUGUAUCCCGUCAUUGUCUGCUGACUUUGUCUGGCUUCUGUGCCCAGUUUGGCUUUUUUGGAUGUGUAUUUAGUUCAUUUUAAUGAUUUGGUUCUGGACUGUAACAUCCUUUUAGGAUUAGAUACCUUCUCACUUCAGUUAGUAUAAUUUUGUUUAUAGCUCUUGGAAGGUUGUUAAAGUGAUUUUCUGCCUACAGUAAUUGUGUAUGUGAGCUAAAUAAAACCUUAUUUUAAAGUUA
Messenger RNA from Betta splendens (Siamese fighting fish), 1595 nucleotides. RefSeq names its product mesoderm specific transcript (gene mest). The transcript is spliced from 12 exons. The coding region runs from base 219 to 1199 and encodes 326 amino acids. Gene Ontology annotation, molecular function: catalytic activity. Lineage: Eukaryota; Metazoa; Chordata; Actinopteri; Anabantiformes; Osphronemidae. The record is from RefSeq and is a predicted model, not a curated record.